This is a messenger RNA of Exophiala mesophila, 5364 nucleotides long. RefSeq lists its product as uncharacterized. Gene Ontology annotation, molecular function: microtubule motor activity; ATP hydrolysis activity; microtubule binding. The transcript has a single exon. Gene Ontology annotation, biological process: microtubule-based movement; cytoskeleton-dependent intracellular transport. Gene Ontology annotation, cellular component: microtubule; kinesin complex. Lineage: Eukaryota; Fungi; Ascomycota; Eurotiomycetes; Chaetothyriales; Herpotrichiellaceae. The record is from RefSeq and is a predicted model, not a curated record. Bases 267 to 5186 code for a protein of 1639 amino acids.
AUUACACUGUGACGAUUUUGAUGAAUAUACAUUGAUAAAACAAACAAGUUUACUUCUCGGUUUGUCGAACAGCAUCCCUGGGCUUUGAAACAGCGACGCGACUCCUUCACCUCCCAACGCGGAACCCAAACCUUACCCGUCUCGAUCAAACCCCCGAGAACCAUUACCGUUAUUUCAUCCCCACUCCGCCAGCAAGCCACUCAGGUGGCCGCUUCACUCAAAUGAAAGAGCCAUAUCAAGUUCCCUGAACACAGGCACAAUAAAAUAUGGCGCCGACGGGCGGAGCGAACGCCGGUGGCGGAGGCGGCAACAUCAAAGUUGUGGUCAGAGUCCGGCCUUUCAACAGUCGCGAAAAUGAUCGCAAUGCAAAAUGCAUUGUUCAGAUGCAAGGCGCACAAACCGUCCUUGUUCCUCCAAAUGACGCUGAAGACCGAACGAGAAAAGGAGGAAAGGGGGCAGGUGAUUCCCAAAAGGUGUUCAAAUUCGACAGGUCGUACUGGUCCUUCAACAAGGCAGACCCCAAUUAUGCCGGUCAAGAUAAUCUCCAUAGCGAUCUCGGUAUCCCUCUUCUCGAUAACGCUUUUCAGGGCUACAACAAUUGUAUCUUCGCCUAUGGUCAGACGGGCUCUGGAAAAUCAUACAGCAUGAUGGGGUAUGGAGAGGAUGCCGGUGUGAUUCCACGCAUCUGUCGUGAUAUGUUCGAAAGGAUUGAUCAAGUGCGAUCAGUCGACCCUCAUGUCACUUGUACGGUCGAGGUGUCGUAUCUGGAGAUUUACAAUGAACGUGUUCGGGAUUUGUUAAACCCUGCGACCAAAGGCAACUUGCGGGUCAGAGAACAUCCAUCCACUGGACCUUAUGUCGAAGAUUUGGCCAAGCUUGCUGUCCGGUCUUUCCAAGAGAUUGAGAAUUUGAUGGACGAGGGCAACAAGGCCAGAACUGUUGCUGCCACCAACAUGAACGAGACAUCCAGUCGAUCCCAUGCUGUCUUUACCCUUACCCUCACCCAGAAACGACAUGAUGUUGAAACCUCCAUGGACACCGAGAAAGUUGCCAAAAUAUCUCUGGUCGAUCUGGCUGGUUCCGAAAGAGCCACUUCAACAGGUGCCACAGGCGCUCGAUUAAAAGAAGGUGCCGAGAUCAAUCGAUCUCUUUCAACCUUGGGUCGAGUCAUUGCGUCUUUGGCUGAUCUUUCUUCCGGAAAGAAGGGACUCAAAGUCCCCUAUCGAGACUCUGUUCUGACCUGGCUGUUGAAAGACUCCCUGGGUGGCAACAGUUUGACAGCAAUGAUUGCCGCCAUUUCCCCUGCAGACAUCAAUUUUGAGGAGACGUUGAGCACCCUGCGCUAUGCUGACUCUGCCAAGAGAAUCAAGAAUCAUGCUGUUGUCAACGAAGAUCCAAAUGCACGCAUGAUUCGUGAACUCAAAGAAGAACUCGCCAAACUCAGGAGUCAACUCGGAGGUGGCGGGGCUCCUGGCGUCGCAGAAGAGGUCUACCCACCUGAUACCCCUCUUGACAAACAGUGGGUUUCCAUGGUGCAGGCCGAUGGUACCGUCAAGAAAGUCUCCAAGGCCGAGAUCAUGGAUCAGCUGAAUCAAAGUGAGAAGCUGUACAAAGAUCUCAACCAGACGUGGGAGGAAAAACUUGCAACCACCGAACAGAUCCACAAAGAACGAGAAGCCGCCCUCGAAGAAUUAGGUAUCAGCAUCGAGAAAGGCAAUGUUGGCCUGAGUACACCGAAGAAGAUGCCACAUCUUGUCAACCUCAGUGAUGAUCCUCUUCUUGCAGAAUGCCUUGUCUACAACUUGAAGCCUGGCGUCACCACAGUGGGCAACGUUGAUGCUCCUGUCGCAUCAGAAAUUAGAUUGAACGGAUCCAAAAUACUGGAGAAUCACUGCAGGCUGGAGAAUGUUGACAAUGUCGUGACCAUUAUUCCCGCCGACGGUGCUGCAGUGAUGGUCAACGGCGUCCGCGUGGACAAGACUAAGAGAUUGCGAAGCGGGAACCGUAUCAUCUUGGGAGAUUUUCAUAUCUUCCGUUUUAAUAAUCCCCUUGAAGCCAAAGCCGAGCGAGCAGAACGGAGUCUGCUGAGGCAUUCCGUGACAGCAAGCCAGUUGAAUUCGCCCACACCAUUCAGGCCCGGGCACGAAAGAUCCUGGAGUGCGGCCGGGUCAGAAUUUGAAGGCGAUUCCAGCAGAGCUCAGUCGCCGGGACUCGGCAACAGGGAUUCGGACUGGUCGUUCGCCAGAAGAGAAGCUGCCAACGCUUUACUUGGGGCUGAUCAAAAGAUCACUAAACUUAGCGACGAGGAGCUGGAUAGUCUUUUCGAAAACAUUCAGCGGGCUCGGGAAGAGCGUCGAGGACGGUCUGAAAAUAGGUUGAGCGAACUCGAUGACGACUCUGAUGACCUUUCCUCAUUCCUUGUCAGAGACAAAUACAUGUCCAAUGGCACGAUGGAUGGAUUCUCUCUGGAUACUGCCCUUACUCUACCAAACACUCCAUCAUUACAUGGCGGGUCUCAAGAAGGUGAUGCGACAUUGACGCCAGCACAGUUCGAACAGAUGUCGAAACAAGGACAGCCACAGCCCUCAGACCAAGAGCAGCGCGAAGCUGCUGAAGCCAGUAAGCAAGCUGAACGAGAGGCCCAGGCCGCUCAAAUGCAGCAAGAAUUGGAGAAAGCAAAAGACGAAUUUCAGGAAGAGCUGAGAAAACAGAAACAAUCAUACGAACAGCAGAUCAAGAAAAUGGAUCUGGCGGCAAAAACAAGAGAAGCCGCUCGGACACCAGCGGGAUAUCUCCCUCUUACUGGAUCGGAAAUUGCCAUUGCUCGAAAUGUGGUGGAUAAAUGGCAGCAGAGAAACUACAUUCGCAUAGCAGAACUGAUUCUGCAGAACGCCAGUCUCCUAAAAGAAGCACAAAUUAUGACCAAGUUCCUGGAACAGGACACGAGUUUCCAAUUUGUAAUUCUAGAUCUCGGUCAAGAACGUGGCUCCUCGUACGACCUCAUCCUUCACGACAUCUCGAUCGAUGAUGACGAUGCCCUUGCCAAUGCGCCGAAGCCAUGUUUGGCAGCCCGAGUGAUUGACAAUCAACUCAACUGUGUCCAUCUCUGGUCGUUGGAAAAGUUGCGCACAAGGGUCAAUAAGAUGCGACAAAUGCAUUCCUACAAGGAUCAGCCCGAGUAUAUGCAGCACUUUCGCAUGGACAAUCCUUUUCGUGAUUCGGAGCAGCCGCUGUUCUCGUUGAUUGGCGAUGGGAACAUCCCACUGACAGCCGUCUUCGAAACCCGAGUUCAAGACUUCACGGUGGACAUCUGCUCACCAUCCACGCGACAGAUAGUCGGACGUGUCAGAAUGUCACUCGAGCCAUCUUUGGCAGAGUCCCCACCUUCAGUCAUCAAGUUUAAUGCAAUCAUUCGAGAUCUUGCAGGGUUUUCUGAGCACGAAGGAACCCAAGUGCACGCUCAGAUGGCGGUGUUGGGAACUCAAGACGAAAGCGUCGCAACCACGCAAACGAUUGGUGACUUCGGUGAUAAUGUCAUCCGAUUCGAGAGUAUUCACCACCUGAGCGUCGACCGGUCAGGCGGAAAGUCGGCGAUACUCAAGAUCAGCAUUUUCGCACAAGUCAGCUCCACACAUCUGGAUAAACUUGUCAGCUGGGAUGAGUUGCGAGAAAUGAAUGAGACGCCGGAAGAACACCAGAUCCAACGGUUGCCCGAGUCAGAGUAUAAUGUGGACGAGCGACACGAUGUCUUUACCAAGGUUCAAAUCCUAGAGUUGGCAGAGAAUGGUCAAUACAUGCCAGUGGAAGUGCUUCAAACAAGCGCUGAUGACAAGGGCGCCUUUCAACUCCAUCAAGGUCUUCAACGCCGUGUGUCCAUCACAUUGACACAUUGCCUUACCGAAGGUUUGCCAUGGGAUGACUUAAAAGGACUUCGGAUUGGGGAAGUCCACCUGAUUGAUUCAUCAGGACGUAUCGCGGACAUAGGAUCUGUGACACCAGAGAUUAUGUUGAAGCAGAUACAAGAACCCAUGAUCAAGGACAACGCCGAUGGGACCUCCAACAUUACCAUCAUUGGACAAUGGGAUUCCUCCCUCCACAAAUCCUUGUUGCUGGAUCGAACAACCAACGAGCACAAUAGAAUUCAGAUUGUCUUACGCUGGGACGUUUUGUCUUCUCGAUUGGAGCAUCUGAUGACCUUUUCCAUUGAGCAACAACUUCAAGUGUUGCCAAGAUCUUAUGUCAGACCACAAUCGAUGUUCAAAUCGUUCUGGAAUCAGAUUCGAAUCACUCACUCCACAGACGGUUUGUUUUCAAUUGUGGUUCGUCCAAUCAGUGCCAGACGAGCAGCAGAUCUGUGGCGCUUGGACACGUCCAAGAACUAUAUCAAUGGGGAAGAGUUGUUGGGAAAUUGGCAUCCGAGGGGUAUUUCCCUCGUCAAAGAUUAUCUCAUUUCUCGAAGAAAGAGGCGACAGCUUCAAGAUAUUGAGUCAGCCAGGGCAGCUCUUGGCUUGAGGAGGCUCAGCGUCAGCAAACUACGAUCUCGCGCAGCUUCUCCCACCAGCAUCGAUGCCAGGGAGGAACAACUGUUACGAAAAUUCCUUGCAAUCUGGCAAAAGCCGAGCGUGGAAUUGUCGAACCCGAUCUUUGGUGAUGGCUACAAGACGACUCGAGACGUUGACCGAAGUCCUGUGCGACGACCAGAAAGUUCACAGCGCAAGGUUCGCUAUCUGGCUACUGUUUCAAAUGUUCAGAAAUCCCCUACAUCACUGAAAUCGGGACAUUUACUCAUGCCGUCUGAAGACUUUGGCAACGCUUCUCACAGCCAGAGCAUGCAGUGGAAACGACGGUUCGUGGAUCUUCGCCCUCCGUAUCUGUACAUCAACUCAGUCCCUGAUGGAGACACGAUCAACGCCAUUAAUUUGACACACGCACGAAUCGACCAUGAUCCUGAUUUCAAACGCCUCCUCGGAAGCAGCGGCUCAGUAUCAUCGAACGAGAGCGCACGUGGACACCGAAGAACAGGAAGUAGCGAACUACAUGGCCUAGCACAUGUAUUUGCGGUAUAUGGCGAACAAAACACUUUUCUGUUUGCAGCAAGAAGUGAGAGUCAGAAGCUGGAAUGGAUCUUGAAGAUUGAUCAGAGUUACUUUGGAGCUGAAGAUAACGUUGUUGUUGGGGAGCAAUGAUCUAAAUUUGCUGGAGGUACAUGUAUGUAUUCACACUCGAACGAGGGUGGUCACCAUCUGAUGGGAUGGUGGUAUACUUUGUCGUUUCUACCCUUCUGGGGAGAGAUUAGGAUAUGGAUGAUUUGUCGUUUCUGAGAUACCCAUAACAAUGCUGAAGAUCUUUGCAUAUAUAUAUAUA